Molecule: messenger RNA, 2310 nt
Organism: Colletotrichum spaethianum
Lineage: Eukaryota; Fungi; Ascomycota; Sordariomycetes; Glomerellales; Glomerellaceae
Product: sexual differentiation process protein isp4
Exons: 6
Coding region: 1-2310 (769 amino acids)
Biological process (GO): transmembrane transport
Molecular function (GO): oligopeptide transmembrane transporter activity
Source: RefSeq, a predicted model, not a curated record
AUGGCAGACAAUGAAGACGUGUUUGAGAACCCUGAGAAGCACGAGCAACUCAUCUGGGAGAUGAAGCUGGAGGCUGCUCUGAUCACAAACAACAGCCCGUAUGCCGAAGUCCGAGCUGUUGUCGACAACAAGGAUGACCCAAAUCUCCCAUGCGGAACUAUCAGAGCGUGGACGAUCGGUGUCUUCUUUUCGGUCUUCCUAGCCUUCAUCAAUCAACCACUCAUCAGUAUCGAGUCCAACGUUGCUCAGCUGCUGGCUUUCCCCAUCGGUAAGGCCUGGGAGAAGGUGAUGCCGAAUGUGGUCUUCACCGUCUUUGGUUACAAGCUACCGCUCAACCCCGGACGUUUCAACAAGAAGGAGCACAUGCUCAUCGCCAUCAUGGCCAACACGGCCAAGAGUUUGCCGUACACUCAAUACAUCGUUUGGACACAGGUGCUUCCCCAGUACUUCAACCAGCCGUAUGCAAAGAGCUUCGCCUACCAAAUCCUUAUCGCCCUGUCCACCAACUUCAUCGGAUACGGUCUAGCUGGCUUGACCCGAAGGUUCAUCGUGUAUCCCUCCUACUGUGUCUGGCCGGCGUCGCUCGUUACCAUCGCUCUCAACUCGGCCCUUCACAACGAGAGCAACAUUGCAGUGCCUGGCCCCUUCAAGAAGCUUUACGCAAUGACUCGCUACAAAUUCUUCCUGUGGUCUUUCGGUGCCAUGUUCAUCUACUUCUGGUUCCCGAACUACAUCUUCGAAGUUCUCACCUUUUUCAGUUGGAUGACCUGGAUUUCCCCCAACAAUCAUAACCUGGAGAUUCUGACAGGAUUCCGUAACGGCCUGGGCAUGUUCAACUUCUGGCCCACUUUCGACUGGAAUGUCAUGUUGUUUGACAGCGUUGACCCCUUGAUGGUUCCGGCUUUCUCCACCUUCAACCGAACUCUCGGCAUGUGGCUGCUCGGAUUCAUCAUCAUGGGCAUCUACUACACGAAUGCCUGGAACACUGCCUACCUCCCAAUCAACUCUAACCGUGUUUAUGACCACUUUGGCAAGCUCUACAACGUCUCGCGUGCCCUCGACGACCGCGGCAUGUACGACCACGAGAAGUACAUGGACUACUCGGCUGCCUACCUUGGUGCUGCCAACACUUUAGUAUACGGUUCCUUCUUCGCCAUGUACGCGGCUGCUGUCACCCACGUUGCCAUCUUUCACCGCUACGAAAUCAUGAUGGGUUUCAAGAACAUGUGGGCCAGCAUCCGCCGCAAGAAGACCGCCCCGGAGGAGGGAGACGAUGGCGAGUACAAGGACGUCCACAACCGUCUCAUGGCUGCCUACCCUGAAGUCUCUGAAUGGUGGUACCUUGGCACUCUCAUUGUUGCUGCCGGUUUCGGUUUCGCCGGUGUCGCCGCCUGGCCCACUUACACCACCCCUGGUGUCGUCCCGUACGGUGUCUUCUUGGCCGUCAUCUUUGUCAUUCCCAUCGGAAUUAUCAAGGCUAUGACUGGUGUCGAGGUUACGCUUAACGUUUUGGCCGAGUUCAUUGGUGGUAUGUGGGUGCAGGGUAACGCAUUGGCCAUGAACUUCUUCAAGUCCUUCGGCUAUGUUACUUGUGCCCACGCCGUUCACUUCGCAAAUGAUCUGAAGGUUGCCCACUACUUGAAGAUUCCUCCCCGUCAGACCUUCGCUUGUCAAAUGCUUGCCACCCUCAUCUCAACCUUCGUCUGCACUGGUGUCAUGAACUUUCAGAUCAACAUACCCGACGUUUGCACCACUAACGCACCCAUGCGUUUCUUCUGCCCUGGACCCAACACCUUCUUCACCGCCGCCGUCCUCUGGGGUACCAUCGGUCCCAUCAAGGUCUUCGGCCACCAGGGCCAGUACAACUACCUCCUGCUUGGCUUCCCCAUUGGCAUCAUUCUGCCUGUCGCCUUCUACUACCUCAUCAAACAGUUCCCCAAGAACCGAUACCUCCGCCAGUUCCACCCCGUCGCCCUGUUCUACGGAGGUGUCAACUGGGCUCCCUACAGCUUCUCGUACGCCUGGCCCGCCGUCCCCAUUGCCUGGCUAUCCUGGAUCUACGUGCGCAACCGCUACUUGGCCUUCUGGUCCAAGUACAACUUUGUACUUUCCGCCUCCUUCUCCGCCGGUAUUGCCAUUGCUGGUAUUCUGAUGCUUUUCACCGUACAAUGGCUCGGUGCCGAGGUCAAUUGGUGGGGCACUAGUCAGAUCUCCGCUGGCUGCGAGGGCAAAGCUUGUACUCUGAAGUCUCUGGCCGACGGCGAGCGGUUCUACCCCUGGUGGAACCCGUCUCAGGUCCCAGCCCCCUAA